GCCCGGCCCUCCUCACGCGGCCGGCACACAGUAGGCGCGCGCGCGGGCGGAAGGGGGCGCCGGCGCGCGGUAUCCGGGGGCGGGGCCGGCUGGUUCAGCGGCGCAGACGGACGCGGGCCGCUGGCCGCGAUGGGGGAGGGCGGAUUGCCCCCGGCCUUCCAGCUGCUGUUGCGCGCCUGCGAUCAGGGCGACACGGAGACGGCGCGGCGGCUGCUGGAGCCGGGGACUGCGGAACCGGCGGAGCGCGGCGCGGAGCCCGAGGCGGGCGCGGAGCCGGCGGGGCCCGAGGCGUCCGGGCCCGGGGCGGGGUCGGCGGCCGGAGCGCCGGUGCCCGUAGAUUGCUCUGACGAGGCGGGCAACACGGCGCUGCAGUUCGCCGCGGCCGGGGGCCAUGAGCAGCUGGUGCGGUUCCUGCUGCGACGCGGCGCCUCGGUCAACAGCCGCAACCACUACGGCUGGAGCGCGCUCAUGCAGGCGGCCAGAUUUGGACAUGUGAGCGUGGCACACCUCCUUUUGGAUCACGGGGCUGAUGUCAAUGCCCAGAACCGGCUGGGGGCCAGUGUGCUCACCGUGGCCUCUCGGGGUGGCCACCUGGGCGUGGUGAAGCUGCUCCUGGAAGCCGGUGCCUUUGUGGACCAUCACAAACCCUCAGGCGAGCAGGCGGGGGACGGCAGGGACGAGCUCCUGGACGUCACGGCCCUGAUGGCCGCAAUCCAGCACGGACAUGAGGCUGUGGUACGUCUGCUGAUGGAGUGGGGUGCAGACCCCAACCACGCGGCCCGCACUGUGGGCUGGAGCCCGCUGAUGCUGUCAGCACUCCUCGGGAGGCUUGGCACGGCCCAGCAGCUGGUGGAGAAGGGGGCCAACCCGGACCACCUCAGCGUGCUGGAGAAGACCGCCUUCGAGGUCGCACUUGACCGCAAGUACAGGGACCUUGCAGACUACCUGGACCCGCUGACCACUGUCAGACCCAAGACAGAUGAGGAGAAAAGGCGACCUGAUAUUUUCCAUGCAUUGAAAAUGGGAAACUUCCAGCUGGUCAAAGAGAUUGCCGAUGAAGACCCCAACCACGUGAACCUGGUUAAUGGGGAUGGGGCGACCCCACUGAUGCUGGCAGCUGUCAUGGGGCAGCUGCCUCUGGUGCAGCUACUGGUUGAGAGGCAUGCUGACGUGGACAAGCAGGACGGCGUGCAUGGCUGGACGGCCCUCAUGCAGGCCACCUACCACGGGAACAAGGAGAUUGUCAAAUACCUGCUAAACCAAGGAGCCGAUGUCACUCUUCGUGCAAAAAACGGGUACACGGCCUUUGACCUAGUGAUGCUGCUGAGUGAUCCUGACACGGAACUUGUUCGACUGCUGGCAUCUGUCUGCAUGCAGGUGAAUAAAGACAAAGGCCGGCCCAGCCACUCACCACCCCCGCCCCACUCGAAGGUCCGACAGCCCUGGAGUGUCCCAGUGCUGCCUGAUGACAAAGGCGGACUUAAGUCCUGGUGGAACCGAAUGUCCAAUCGGUUCCGGAAGCUCAAACUGAUGCAGACACUGCCCCGUGGGCUGUCCAGCAACCAGCCAUUGCCUUUCUGUGAUGAGCCAGAGCCAGCACUGGACUCCACAAUGAGGGCGCCCCCCCCAGACAAGACGAGCCGCUCUGGGCUCCCCGACGUGACCCCCACGACCAAAGACAAUGGUCCUGGGAGCACAAGAGGAGAAAAGGAAGAUGUGUUAUUGACAACCAUGCUUCGGAAUGGAGCCCCCUUCACCAGACUCCCAAGCGACAAGCUGAAGGCAGUCAUCCCCCCUUUCUUACCCCCUUCCAGCUUUGAGCUGUGGAGCUCCGAUCGGUCCCGGACAUGUCACAACGGGAAGGCAGACCCCAUGAAGACUGUGCGGCCCCAGAGAGCCAGCAGGGGGCAACCUGUGGGCGGCGGGAGCACAGACACCACUCCCGUCAGGCCAGUUAAAUUUCCAUCUCUCUCCAGAAGCCCAGCCUCUCCUGCCAAUUCUGGAAACUUCAACCACUCACCUCAUUCUUCUGGUGGCUCCAGUGGGGUAGGAGGCAUGAGCAGGCACGGUGGGGAGCUACACAACCGCUCAGGUGGCAGCAUAGACAGUGUUCUGUCCCAGAUCGCUGCCCAGAGGAAAAAAGCAGCCGGAUUAUCUGAGCAGAAGCCCAGCCAUCGGUCAAGUCCUGUUGGGCCAGCGCCUGGCUCCAGCCCGUCUGAGCUCCUGGUCUCCUCUGCAGGCGGCAGUGUUCCUGGUGGCAAGCAGAAACUGGAGACGAGCAAAAGGCCUCCGUCUGGAACUUCCACUACCUCCAAAAGCACCUCCCCCACGCUCACGCCUUCACCUUCUCCCAAAGCGCAGGCAGCCGAGUCCUCCGUGUCCUCCUCCUCAUCCCACCGGCAGUCCAAGAGCAGCGGGGGCUCCAGCAGUGGCACCAUCACUGAUGAGGAUGAACUGACUGGAAUCCUUAAGAAAUUAUCACUUGAGAAAUAUCAGCCCAUUUUUGAGGAGCAAGAGGUGGAUAUGGAAGCGUUCCUCACGCUCACCGAUGGCGACCUGAAGGAGCUGGGGAUUAAGACAGACGGGUCCAGGCAGCAGAUUUUGGCAGCGAUUUCUGAACUGAACGCAGGCAAGGGACGCGAGAGACAAAUUUUACAGGAAACCAUUCACAACUUCCACUCUUCCUUCGAGAGCAGCGCCAGCAACACCAGGGCCCCUGGAAACAAUCCCUGUACGUGACCUUCCUUCCUGUGGUGACCAGCGUGAGCUUGCUGAAUCUCAGUACCCCCUUCACGUGGCCGGUGCUCCAGCCACCAUCAGACCUUCCCCAUUCCCUGAAACACACUAUGUUUUUGUCA
This is a messenger RNA of Aethalodelphis obliquidens (Pacific white-sided dolphin), 2858 nucleotides long. It is a transcript of the gene ANKS6, whose product is annotated as ankyrin repeat and sterile alpha motif domain containing 6. Gene Ontology annotation, molecular function: protein binding. Bases 130 to 2739 code for a protein of 869 amino acids. The record is from RefSeq and is a predicted model, not a curated record. The transcript has 15 exons. NCBI's taxonomy places the organism in Eukaryota, Metazoa, Chordata, Mammalia, Artiodactyla, Delphinidae.